AGGCUUCGUAUCAUAGAUAUAGGUCAAACUCCUGAGUAUAUGAUAAAGCCCCCGAAGGAAGGCUUGGUUGAGAAGUAUUUCCAUCCAGAUAAAAUGCAUGUCUUCUGCAGAAAAGCUGAAAAUUGAGCUUGGCAAAGUUAGAGAUGAAUUUAAAAUGUCAGAGUCAAAUUGUGGUUCUGCACGAGUUCAAGUGGCACAACUCACAACUAAGAUCAAACAUAUGUCUUCAGUUUUACACAAAAAGGAUAAGCAUUCACUUAAGGGUCUUCAAGCAAUGGUGCAGAGGAGAAAGAAGCUAUUAAAGUAUCUUCGAAGAACUGACUGGGACUCUUACUGCCUUGUUCUCUCCAAACUUGGUCUCUGGGACACACCAGAUGUCAAACAAGAGUACAAGAAACAUUACAAGAAUUAAAGCAUUUGAUUUUC
Rosa chinensis is the source of this 426-nucleotide messenger RNA. RefSeq names its product 30S ribosomal protein S15. Gene Ontology annotation, cellular component: ribosome. Gene Ontology annotation, molecular function: structural constituent of ribosome. NCBI's taxonomy places the organism in Eukaryota, Viridiplantae, Streptophyta, Magnoliopsida, Rosales, Rosaceae. The record is from RefSeq and is a predicted model, not a curated record. Bases 98 to 412 code for a protein of 104 amino acids. Gene Ontology annotation, biological process: translation. The transcript is spliced from 4 exons.